UCCAUCAUCACCCGCGGAAGUUUUUACAGAGAGAUUCUGAGCGCUGUCAGUUUUUUUUUUUUAAAUACAUUUUUUCGGCACAAAUUUUGUCGUUUCGCGUGUUGCCUCGAGAACGAAAGACAAAGAGUAAAUUAAUUUUAAAGGAUGAAUUUUGCAUCGUGAACAACAAAGCUCGCACGAAGUGCUAGAACGUAACAGCUAAUAGAAUUGUGUAGCAUGUUGUUAAUUUACAUUUUUUUUUAUCGCUCGCCAACUUCAUAAACAGCCUAGGAAAGGAUCACAAAACGAUUUGAGCUGCAAGUUAGCAGCUGGCUUGCUUUUAUUAUAAGGUUAGUGUCAGCAGUGUUAUAUAUUGAUAGUUGUAUUUUUUGUUUUGAUUAGCAUGCUAAGCUAGUUUGCAACGCGAGCUGGCAUUCAUCAUUCUGGAUUUACAUCAAAUCAACAUCGCCCUUCAUACAUCAUAAUUAUAGUGUCAUUUUCUGUCAUCUUCACACGGCAAGGACUGUUCCAAAACAGAGGUUCAUCAUGCUGGGAGAUUGUGGCAUGAAAGAAUGGGAGAGACUAGCGCUCAGGAAGAACUCUGUCACAAUUCUGCAGGACUUAGUGGUGGAUGAUCUGCUGAUCCAGUGUCUGCAACAAGAUGGAAUCCUUACAGAAAACAUGGCUGAAACCAUUAUGGCUAAACCGACAUCCCAGGGAAAGAGUCAUCAUUUGUUGUUUCUUUUGCCUAAACGUGGCCCUCGAGCAUUCAGCAGCUUCUGUGCUGCUCUUACGGCAACAGAGCAACAGCAUCUCUGCAGACUGCUCAUGGACUUUACUGAGAGAGACAGGUCAGAUCUGGGUCAGUGGAAUAAAAGAGAGGGAGAGAGAGUAGGACUAAAGGGGAAGUUACAAUGCAGCAAUAAAAGCUUUUCAGAGCCAUCGCUGUCCUUUCCAACUCAGGAAUGUGUUAUACCUGCGAAAAGAGCCCGGACUCAUGAGUCCAUGGAGAUGUGUUUGGAUGCCGACUCUCCCGUGACCACAGCUGUUCUUCCCUGCAUGCCGGAAUUUUACCAGUCCCAUAGAUCACAGGCUUACCCAAUGCGCUCCUGCCCACGAGGACUGGCCUUGGUACUGAGUAACGUGAGGUUUGACUCGGCUAACUCUGAUUUAGACAUCCGGAGGGGAGGAGAGGUGGAUGAGGAGACGCUGAGGAGACUUUUCAUGGAACUGGAUUUCACAGUUAGCCUGCACAAAGACCUAACUGCAGAGGCAAUGCGCAGGUGCCUAGAGCAGUUUGCCCAGCGGCAGGAGCAUGCACAGUAUGACUGCACUGUUGUGUGUUUACUGUCACAUGGAGUUGAGGGAUCUGUCUACGGCACUGAUGGACAGCUGCUGGAGUUGGACUGGGUGUUUGAGGUUUUUGAUAAUGCCCACUGCCCCCUGCUCCAGAAUAAGCCAAAGAUGUUCUUCAUUCAGGCUUGUCGAGGAGAGGAGAUGGACAAUGGUGUGGACCAGUUGGAUGGUCAGGAACGGACUCAAUCUCCAGGCUGUGAACAGGGGGAUGCUGGCAGAGAGGGGGAAAGAGAUGACAAAGAGAGGGAGGAGAAAGACAGGGAGAGACUGAGAGUCAAACUGCCCCAGAGAUCCGACAUGAUCUGCGGCUUUGCCACCCUCAAAGGCACUGCUGCAAUGAGAAACACCAAGAAAGGGUCCUGGUUCAUUCAGGAACUGAACAGCGCAAUCAGACAGAGAGCCAACGACACACACCUGGCAGACAUUCUUGUGCAGGUAAACAGUCGAAUUAAAAGCAGAGAGGGAUACGCACCUGGUUCAGCCCAUCAUGGACUCCUCCUUGCUCGCCAGAAAGUUGUCCUUGGCUUCCGUGGUGAUGCAUUUUUAUCCGCGUGCUCGGGUUUCUCUGUCCUGCCGUGGCUGCAUGAACGGCCGUCAUUGUACCGAUCCCAUAACACCUACCCAUCUGACCUGUUAGCGUGA
Sinocyclocheilus anshuiensis is the source of this 1977-nucleotide messenger RNA. RefSeq names its product caspase-2-like. The record is from RefSeq and is a predicted model, not a curated record. Lineage: Eukaryota; Metazoa; Chordata; Actinopteri; Cypriniformes; Cyprinidae. The transcript has 13 exons. Gene Ontology annotation, biological process: regulation of apoptotic process; proteolysis. Bases 526 to 1977 code for a protein of 483 amino acids. Gene Ontology annotation, molecular function: cysteine-type endopeptidase activity.